Aspergillus vadensis CBS 113365 is the source of this 519-nucleotide messenger RNA. RefSeq lists its product as uncharacterized. The annotation marks the transcript as partial. NCBI's taxonomy places the organism in Eukaryota, Fungi, Ascomycota, Eurotiomycetes, Eurotiales, Aspergillaceae. The transcript is spliced from 2 exons. The record is from RefSeq and is a predicted model, not a curated record.
UAAUAUAUAUAUAUAUAUAUAUUUGAAAUACCUACCACAUACCAAGAUGUCUCAACACCACGAAAACAUCUUCGACAAAAUGUUUCACCACCACAAACACCAAGACACUCAGCACACUAGUGCCAGCCAAGGAGAGAACGACAGCGGCAACUACCCCUCUCAGCAGCAGAGCAACCUGCAUGAAACAGAGGAGGAAAGUCAACCUUCGCAUCAUGGAGAGGAGGAAGGAGUCGUGAAUCGAUUUGAGAAUUAUAUUAAGGAGGAUGAGGAGUUGGAGAGGGAGGGGCAGACGUAUGGGGGGUUGAUGUAAUACUUUAUUUUAUUUACUAUUUAGUAUUAGUUUCUUGUGUCGGAUUGGGGAGGGGAUAUUGGGGUUAUUCUAUCAGUAUUCAGUUUACGGUAAUAUUGUGUUUAUUUUGAGGGUAGUAAGUAGGGUGGGUUGUAGUGUGUGGUGGUAUUGGUAACUAAGUAGUAGUACUAAUGGCUUUGUAUAGCUAUGGGGUGAGUGCUGGAGGAUGG